Messenger RNA from Colias croceus (clouded yellow), 1485 nucleotides. RefSeq names its product 23 kDa integral membrane protein-like. The transcript is spliced from 5 exons. Lineage: Eukaryota; Metazoa; Arthropoda; Insecta; Lepidoptera; Pieridae. Gene Ontology annotation, cellular component: membrane. Bases 86 to 757 code for a protein of 223 amino acids. The record is from RefSeq and is a predicted model, not a curated record.
UCUGUUUGCAUUGCAACCAGCAGUCCGAGCUAGUGAUUACUGAAACCAAUAUAUUAAUUAUCUGUGCUGAAAAUAAUAUACAAACAUGGGUUUAUUAGCUAAAUACGUUUUAUUUUGUGCUAAUUCUAUUUUUACGCUUGCCGGGCUCACACUUAUAGGUCUAGGAACUGCAGUGGUAGUGCAUACAGCUGAACUAAUGGUUUUGAUGCCAAUCGCCAUAGAAGCCAUCCCUAUAUCCGUGAUUAUUAUAGGUAUUUUGGUACUUAUAAUAUCAUGUAUUGGAUACUGCGGAUCCAUUCAUGAAAAUCGAUUUUUGCUUCUCGUGUAUUCAUUGAGCACGGUUCUUCUAGCUGGAGGCAAGAUAUACCUAGCGAUCGUGAUAUACAACAGUGUGAACAGAAUGCCCGAGCUAGUGCUGGACUGGCUUGGACAGGCUUUCAAUAAUAAUCAGAUGAGGGAAUCCUUCCAUGCUAUGGAGGCAGCGUUCAGUUGCUGCGGGACAACUGGUCCGGAUUCUUAUACAACUGGCGUGCUACCAAGUUUGCCAGCAACAUGCUGUCCAGAUGAUAUCGAAGACGUUUGCAAUAGUACCAACGCGUUUGAUGGCUGCUAUAGGAUAGUGACCGUGUAUUUGGAGUCGUAUGGCUUGGUCCUUGGAGGGCUUAUGGUCAUGAUUAUUAUUGUCGAGUUGUCAGCUUCGUUAUUUGGAAUGAUUUUAUGCUGUUGGAUUGGCAAUAAACGACGUCGUUCUGUGUGAAUAAACCCACUAUUUACCUGAGUGAACUCUAAAUCAAUCAGACGUCUGGUUGGUUCUGAAAGGUCUGACAGAAUCUAUGUUGUUGAAUCAGACCUUGACUGCAAAUAUUUGUAUUCUGUAUAAAGGUGCUCUUAUUAUAUUUUUAGUCUGCGGAAACAUAAUAUUGUAUGUAUACGUUGCCAUAUUAUGUUUAUGUUAAGGCUUUGUACAUAUUAGCGUUGUGAACGUAUUUUUAAUUUCAAUAAAAUGUGUACCUAUUCAUGAUUUUAUGUGAUAAUAAAUUAGUUAACUUUUAUCAUUGUGAACAUAACCUAGGUUAUCUUAUCUUUAUAUUCCGCUCGUAUUUAGGGAAGUACCCGCCGAGGGUUUAUAAACCUAUAUUUUAUUAUUUUAUCAGUGCAUGGUGACGUAUUUGAUGAUAAUGUAAACUAGUGCAAUUUGUGUAAUAUGUUCGACGGAUUAUUUUGUAUGAUUUGUUAAAAUGAUAUAGAUACACAGUAGGAAAAAAGUCAGUAUUUUUUAAUUUUAUAUAAUUUUUAUAAAUAUGUUAUUUUAUUGUGAUUUACUUACAUUAAUUUUAGUUAUACAUAUAUUUUUUAUUUGUAUAUUAAAUUCAUAAAUUCAUAGGAUAUCAGCUAUACAUUUUAAAAUCCAUCGCUUUCUAAACCACCCAAUGAAUAAAAAAAUAUCUUUGUAAUAAAACGGUGAUAAUAAAACAGGUUUUCAUA